This is a messenger RNA of Astyanax mexicanus (Mexican tetra), 2635 nucleotides long. Its product is annotated as putative methyltransferase NSUN7. The transcript has 11 exons. Gene Ontology annotation, molecular function: methyltransferase activity. Lineage: Eukaryota; Metazoa; Chordata; Actinopteri; Characiformes; Acestrorhamphidae. The record is from RefSeq and is a predicted model, not a curated record. The annotation marks the transcript as partial.
CACACCUCCACCCCCCACCCCUCCACCCCCCACCCCUCCAUCCCCCACACCUCCACCCCCCACCCCUCCAUCCCCGACUCCUCCACCCCCCACACUGAGGAUCCUCCUCCUGAGAACUUCAGCUCAGAAUCCACAACGCUGUGGGCUUUCCAGAUGGCCUUCAGCACACUAACCUUUCAGGAGCUGCUGGAGGACGUGUUGAUGAACAGCUGCUUCUACUCGUCUCAGCAGACGCCAGAUGAUCUCAUGCCCCUCGCGAUCGUCAUGCUCUACGACCUUCAGGACAGGAAGUUCCAACCCAGAGAGCCAAUGACAGUGGAGGGGGAGGAGCCAGUAGAGGAAGUGAGGCGGGUGGAGAGCAGCCUUUUCAGUUUCAGGAGGAAGCUGGAGGCGGAGCUCGCUCGCUUCAGAAUAAAACACAACCUGCUCUCCAUCCACCACUUCCUGCCUCACAACCUGAGACUCAAACACCUCCGAACACACACACUUCCUCUAUACACCUGGAUCAACACACUGCAGAUCAGUGUGGAGGGUGUGGUGGAGAAGCUAAGGGACAUGGGAUUGGUGGAGGAGGAGGCGGGUUUUGAUUGGCUGGAAAGAAGUGUGUUCUGCAGGGAUCAGCUCUGCUCCGAUGGGCUGAUGUUUCCUAUGGAGGCCAAAGAACAUCUGGACCAGACCUCACUGCUGAGCAACCGCUCUCUCAUCAUACAGGGAAGGUCCCGGGGGCUGGUUGCGAGUGUGGUGCGCCCCCUGGUGGUGGAGGGUUCUGAUGUUCUGAUGGUGGGAUGUUUCUCGGCCGAGACCGUGGCUCACGUAGCCGUCCACGCUAAUGCUAAUAAUGCUCGCGUUCACGUCUGCGGCCGCAUCGCCAAACCCGACCACAGGGAGGCAGUGCAGUCUGUCCUCACUGCUGUUGGCUGCAACAAUGUUCAGGUUUUGUCAGAGCGGUUCUGUGAUAUAACUGAAUGGGACUCUCGGGUUCAGAAGGUCAGGGUGGUACUUCUGGUACCGCGGUGUUCAGUAUCCGGACUCUGUCGACCCGUUCAGCACAUCCUCAGUGAGGGAGGAGAUCUGGAGCUGAUCCGGGACCUGUCUCAGGGUUCUGUCUCUCUCAGCAGACUGAACUCACUGAUCACUGAACAGAUCCAGGAUCUCCGCCACGCUCUGGCCUUUCCCAAGGUGAACGCUGUGGUGUACUGCACGUGCUCAGUGUACGAGGAGGAGAACGAGCUGCUGGUGAAGAGAGCACUCGAGAGUGCACCUGUCCGACCAAAGCAGCGGCCAUUCAGGAUAGUGUCUACAGGACUGGGGGGUGAUGGAGAAGAGAAGUUCUUCAGGAUGGAGGAGUCGGAGUCUGACGACGGCUGUUUUAUCUGUUUACUGAAGAGAGACGAAGAAGCAGCAGAAGCGGAAACAGUGCAGGACAUUCUGGCUCGAGCUGCAGCUAAAGGGCUUCUGGGAGGCCUGAUGGAGCUGGAGCCGCCGGAUCAGAUCAAACUGAAGAAAAAGAGAAAAGAAAAGAGAAAAGCAGCAGAUCCUCCUCCUCCCUUCAGCCUCCAUCAACCUGACGCCUCCGACACGACCAAACCUCCAGCUGAUGAUGAGGAGUUUCCUCCAGCUCUCAGAGUCUCUGUUAAAACCCUAAACCACAGUCUGAACCUCGCGCUGAACCUCAACGCUGAAAAUUCCAGAUCUUCCUCUCGUUCCUCCAUCGUUCCCGAUCAGCUCUACUCCGCUCUGGAUCAGAUUCACGCUUCAUCAGAUCAGGAGAGCGAAGAUUCCAGAGCUCCAGAAACGAAUGCUCAGGAGCGUAAACCUCAGAGACGAACUCGCCGAAAUAAAUCUAAAUCUAAAUCAAAAUCUAAAUCACGCUCUCGCACCACAAAUUCACACCGGUCUUCAGCGUCUCGGAAGAAGAAGAAGCUUCAUAAACGAUGGAUCCACAGAACCCACCAAACACCAGCCGCUCCCGCCCACCUGCCGCCACCGCUGCCACCGCCACCGCCUCCCCCCGGCACCGGACCGGCAGAUCUGGAGCUCCAGAAGCUGCUCAGGAGACGCAGAGUUCAGCAGGAGGUUAUUGGCUCAAAACCCGAAGCUCUGGAGCUCAGAGGGCGGAUUAAAGUAAAACAGGAAGUGGUCAGAUCGCUGGGGGUGGUACUUCCUUCUAUCUCGGCAGGAAGUCAAGGCCGUCGGGUUCUCUCCUCCGGUUUAUCCUCUGAUCUUCUGCAGUCCUCCUCCUCCACCAGAUCUCCUCUCUCCACCCGACUCCUGCUCUCCACCAGCAGUCGCACAGCGAGCCGAGACUCCGUCCAAUCAGCUUCCAGAACUUACCGGUGAGCUCAGGCCUGUCAUCAAGACAACGACCUCCCUAAUGACUCCACUGUCCUUCUAGAAGCUCUAGUCAUGUGAAGCAAUCAGGAUAAUCAGGAUUCAAACAAUCUAUUAACCUUCCAAAAAUGUACAAUAUAUAAACAUACAGUUAUAUGAAAGAAUUAGGACACCCUUUAAAAAGCGUUUUACCUUUCUUUUAGCAAUUUUUAGGGAUGAAAGUAUUAUUAUAUAAUGUUUCGCAAAAGUAUCAAAUAAAAUUUUGAAAAGUGUGAAGUGCAAAAGCAUUCAGCCUCUUAUGGCA